This is a messenger RNA of Morone saxatilis (striped sea-bass), 2882 nucleotides long. RefSeq names its product G protein-coupled receptor 183a (gene gpr183a). Gene Ontology annotation, cellular component: membrane. The record is from RefSeq and is a predicted model, not a curated record. The coding region runs from base 199 to 1335 and encodes 378 amino acids. The transcript has 2 exons. Lineage: Eukaryota; Metazoa; Chordata; Actinopteri; Moronidae. Gene Ontology annotation, molecular function: G protein-coupled receptor activity; oxysterol binding. Gene Ontology annotation, biological process: G protein-coupled receptor signaling pathway.
CAGCAGAUACGGAUCUUGAUUUCUGUAUGUCAUGCUGCUCUCAUUCAGGGCAGUGUGGCUGUAGUGCUGUCGGAACAGAAUCUUAUAAUUUAGAUAAACUUUGAACAGGACGUGUGAGGUUUCUGGAUUAAUGUGGCUUCAGUAAAUAUCAAGAAAAACUUAUUCCAUCAGUGAGCUACUGGUUCCUGCAAUAUAGAGAUGGGUUCGACCACUGUGCCUGUGACCUUGAACUUCUCAUCCAGCAACAGUGACUCUAAUAUUUCUACCUGUAGUACUCUGUACGCCCACCGGGAAUAUGCCAGGGUCCUCAUGCCUCUGUUCUAUUGCAUUGUGUUCUUCGUGGGACUGUUCGGUAACUGCCUCGCGCUCCACGUCAUCCGUCCAAACAUGAAGAAGAUCAACUCCACCACUUUGUACUCUCUCAACCUGGUUAUUUCUGACAUCCUCUUCACCCUCUCUUUGCCUGUGAGGAUUGCCUACUAUGCUCUGGGCUUCCACUGGCCUCUGGGUGAGGCGAUGUGCAAGAUCUCAGGCCUCAUCUUCUACAUCAACACCUACGCAGGGGUCAAUUUCAUGACCUGCCUCAGUGUAGACCGCUUCAUCGCUGUGGUCCUGCCUCUGCGCUUUUCCCGACUCAGGAAGGUCAGUAAUGUGCGCUACAUUUGUGUUGGUGUGUGGAUGCUGGUCCUGGCACAGACCCUCCCCCUGCUGAACAUGCGUAUGACCAACAAAGAAGUGGAUGGAUACAUCACCUGCAUGGAAUACCCCAACUUUGAGACGGUCGACCACAUUGCCACUAUACUGAUCGGUGCCGUCUUCCUUGGUUACAUCAUCCCCAUUGUGACCAUUCUAGUGUGUUACUCCGUCUUGUGCUCCAAACUUCACUUCACAGCCAAGAAGAACCAUUUAACAGAUAAGUCCGGUCGGAGCCGCAAGGUCAUCGGAGUGAUCUGCUGCGUAUCCCUGGUGUUUGUUGUCUGCUACAGCCCCUAUCACAUUGACCUCCUGCAGUACAUGAUCCGCAAGCUGGUGUCAAGCCCUGAUUGUGCUGAUCUCACAGCCUUUCAGGUAUCGCUGCACAUCACUGUGUGCCUGAUGAACCUCAACUCCUGCUUGGAUCCUUUUAUCUAUUUCUUCGCCUGUAAGGGCUACAAGAGGAAACUUCUGAAGCUGCUGAAGCUACAGGUCAGCAUGUCCUUCUCCAGUGCAGUGAGGACGUCACCAGAAGGCUCCUCUAAGGAUGUUAUUGAUGGCAACAAAAUCCAACUCAACAGUUGUACUAUAGGUUCAACCAGUGAGAGAUUCUCAGAAAGGAGAGUACUGCGGUAUGAGUAAAUGAGAGAACUGAGGCACCGAGAGUUACACAAGAUGAAGGACCUUUUACGCGUGGGCCUGCGUUAAUCAAGGCCAGUCCAAUAAUGUGACUCACUCAUUCCAUCAAGGACUCCAAGCAGCUACUCAGCAUCUGGAUCCAUAGAAAUUCAGCUCUUUUGGACCUGAUUAGUUUACACAAGGGAAGGUUUGUAAAAAGAACAUUAACAGAAUGACUCAGAAUUUUAAGAAGGAAAAUUCAACACUUCCUAUGUUUAUAUAUUUUCUUAUUAAUUUUAGUGAAUUACUCAGGAAAGCACAGAUCAUUGCAGUUAAGGAAAGAAAGGACUUAAAACUUCAUAAAGCAAGCUUGUCUCCUGCCCAUAGACUUAAUGUUGAUAAGGUAGAGCAUGAAGCAGAUCAUGGUGGAAGUGGCCAGUCAACCAAUACAGAGCUGAAAGAGACAUUGAUGAACAUCAACGAGUGGAUAUGAAGUGUGUUCAUGUACAAUAUGUGAAGAGUUAUAUUACUAAAAGAAAAAAAAAUCAAAGCAACAUAUUUGCAAUAAUAUUUACAACCAAACAAGGACCACACACCUGAGCCUAUCCUCACAGUGUUACUUUUACAAACUGAGAUGUUAAAGUAGAAGUAGAUAUAAGUUUCAUUCCAAAAUGAAAUCAGACUCACAACCUCAAGUUUCAGUUCAGCACACAGUUGCAGCACACAGUUGUAAUGUCUCAGGAACAUUGACCAACUGUACACUCAUUAUUUCAGCUGCCAGCACAUGUUUGCCUGCUUUAACGUGCACUUCCUCUUGAUAAAAGUAGGUGUGGUCUAUGAUGUAACUUAAUUUAAAGGAGAUCUGUUUUAACAAGAGUUAUGUUAUUCGCAAUAAUGUAUUUUGUGUUUCCUUGAGGUUAAGGUUAACUGCAUUUCAUUUCUUCAUAAAACAUUUGCAAAGCUAAUUCUUCUGAGUAUACAUUCAUGUUUACUAGCUUGCAGCCUUCUUCCUUGCCUUUGCUGGUGCACUGCAGCACAUCUUGAUGUGUUAUCAACACCUUUAGAUCAGUGGAACCAUGGGUAGGAAUGUGAAAUUGCAUCAACUGUGUGAAGGUUGAUGAGAUGAACAAAACAGGGACCCACUCAUUAAAAACAGCUCCAUAGCACUACUAGAGGUCUAAAACUCCACAGGGGACCUUAGAUAGUUUGUUAUAUGGAGUGCUACCAAAAUAUUAAUUAUAAUUUUUUUUGUUUUGUUAUUCAUUUUAAGAUUGGCUUUUAUCUGUUUUCACAAAGGAACUGUUUCAAGUGUUUCUCUGUUAGUGUUUUGUAUUAUGUUUUUAUCCCCUUUAUAGAACUCUGACAGAGUUUAGGGAACAAAGGGAUGUGGGGGCUAAUUGAUGAGACUAUACUGUAAUGCAUCAAAAAUGUAUCCAGUAUAUUUUAGGCUGAAGUUGUUGUGUCAUUGACAGAUACCUUUAAAUCAUAGACUGCACUUCAACCCUCUUCUCUUUACCUCCAAACAUCCCUGUCACCUCAUUAAAACAAAUAAACAUUUGUUUCUAAAACUA